Lagenorhynchus albirostris (white-beaked dolphin) is the source of this 2827-nucleotide messenger RNA. It is a transcript of the gene ITIH3, whose product is annotated as inter-alpha-trypsin inhibitor heavy chain 3. The coding region runs from base 207 to 2711 and encodes 834 amino acids. The transcript is spliced from 22 exons. NCBI's taxonomy places the organism in Eukaryota, Metazoa, Chordata, Mammalia, Artiodactyla, Delphinidae. Gene Ontology annotation, biological process: hyaluronan metabolic process. Gene Ontology annotation, molecular function: serine-type endopeptidase inhibitor activity. The record is from RefSeq and is a predicted model, not a curated record.
CCAGGUGCCGCCAGUGUGCUCAGCGAUGGCGUCUGCUCGGUGGCCCUGCCUCAUCUUGGCUCUGCUCUCCGGUGUGGCGGUCUCUGGCUUCCCUAGAAGAUUAUGCCGGCUACUUGGGAAACGGAGCCUCCCGGAAGGGGUGGUCGAUGGCAUCGAAGUCUACGGCACCAAGGUCCACUGCAAGGUGACCUCCCGCUUCGCUCACAAUGUCGUCACCACCAGGGCCGUCAACCACGCAGACACUGCCAAGGAGGUUUCUUUCAAUGUGGAGCUGCCCAAGACAGCCUUCAUCACCAACUUCACCUUCUCUCUAUCCCUGCAGGACCAUUGAUGGUGUUACCUACCCUGGGAAUGUCAAAGAGAAGGAAGUUGCCAAGAAGCAGUAUGAAAAGGCCGUGUCCCAGGGCAAGACAGCUGGCUUGGUCAAGGCCUCUGGGAGGAAGCUGGAGAAAUUCACCGUCUCAGUCAAUGUGGCUGCAGGCAGCAAGGUCACCUUUGAGCUAACCUACGAGGAGCUGCUGAAGAGGCACAAGGGCAAGUACGAGAUGUACCUCAAGGUCCAGCCCAAGCAACUGGUCAAGCACUUUGAGAUCACAGCAGACAUCUUCGAGCCCCAGGGCAUCAGUACGCUGGAUGCUGAAGCCUCAUUCAUCACCAAUGACCUCUUGAGCAGCGCUCUCACCAAGUCCUUCUCAGGGAAAAAGGGCCACGUGUCCUUCAAGCCCAGCUUGGAUCAACAACGUUCAUGCCCAACGUGUACGGACUCCCUCCUCAAAGGAGAUUUUAUCAUCACCUAUGACGUGAACAGAGAGUCUCCAGCCAAUGUGCAGAUCGUCAAUGGCUACUUCGUGCACUUCUUUGCACCUCAAGGCCUUCCGGUGGUGCCCAAGAACGUGGUCUUCGUGAUUGACGUCAGUGGCUCCAUGCACGGUCGGAAAAUGGAGCAGACAAAGGAUGCCCUCCUCAAAAUUCUGGAGGAUGUGAAAGAGGAUGACUACCUGAAUUUCAUCCUGUUCAGUGGAGGUGUGACCACUUGGAAAGACACUUUAGUUCAAGCCACUCCUGAGAACAUCCAGGAGGCCAGGAAAUUUGUGAUGAAUAUUCGUGACCAAGGAAUGACCAACAUCAAUGACGCGCUGCUGAAGGGCAUCAGUAUGCUGAACAAGGCCCGGGAGGAGUACAGAGACCUGGAGAGGAGCACCUCCAUCGUCAUCAUGUUGACCGACGGGGACGCCAAUGUGGGUGAAAGCAGACCUGAAAAAAUCCAAGAGAAUGUGCGGAAUGCCAUUGGUGGCAAGUUCCCCUUAUAUAACCUGGGCUUUGGCAACAAUCUGAAUUAUAACUUCCUGGAGCGUAUGGCCCUGGAGAACCACGGGCUUGCCCGCCGCAUUUAUGAGGAUUCCGAUGCCAACGUGCAGUUGCAGGGCUUCUAUGAGGAGGUGGCCAACCCGCUGCUGACAGAUGUGGAGAUGGAGUACCCUGAGAACGCCAUCCUGGACCUCACCCAGAACAGUUACCAGCACUUCUACGACGGCUCUGAGAUUGUGGUGGCUGGGCGCCUGGCAGAUGAGGACAUGAACAGCUUUAAGGCGGACGUGAAGGGCCACGGGGCCAUCAACGACCUGACAUUCACUGAGGAGCUGGACAUGAAGGAGAUGGAGAAGGCCCUGAAGGAGCGGGACUACAUUUUUGGGAACUACAUUGAGCGGCUCUGGGCCUACCUCACUAUCGAGCAGCUGCUGGAGAAAUGCAAGAAUGCCCAUGGCGAGGAGAAGGAGGACCUCACAGCCCAGGCCUUGGACCUGUCCCUCAAGUACCACUUCGUGACUCCACUGACCUCCAUGGUGGUGACCAAGCCUGAGGACAACGAGAACAAGACAGCCAUUGCCGACAAGCCUGGGGAAGGGCCUGUGGAUGCAGAAGUGAUCCCCUCCAUGGCUUACCUGACCAACUACCAGCCUCCCCAGACACCCUACUACGUGGAUGGGGACCCCCACUUCAUCAUCCAAGUUCCAGAGAAGGAUGAUGCCAUCUGCUUCAACAUUGACGAAGACCCAGGCACAGUGCUGCGCCUCAUUCAGGACCCUGUCACAGGCCUCACAGUUAACGGGCAGAUCAUUGGUGAGAAGAGAAGCAGCCUGGACUCCCAGACCAGAAAGACUUACUUUGGCAAGCUGGGCAUUGCCAAUGCUCAGAUGGACUUCCAGAUUGAGGUGACACCGGAUAGGAUCACCCUGUGGCAUGGGGCUGCACAGAGCACGUUCAGCUGGCUGGACACGGUCACGGUCACACAGGAUGGACUGUCUGUGACGAUCGACAAGAAGAACAUGGUGGUCUCCUUUGGAGAUGGGGUUACUUUUGUGGUUGUCUUGCAUCAGGUGUGGAAGAAACAGCCCAUCCACCAUGACUUCCUGGGCUUCUAUGUGGUGGACAGUCAUCGGAUGUCAGCACAGACACAUGGGCUGCUGGGACAAUUCUUCCACCCCUUUGACUUUAAAGUGUCUGACGUCCACCCAGGCUCUGACCCCACAAAGCCAGAUGCCACAAUGGUGGUGAAGAACCAUCGGCUGACAGUUACCCGGGGCUCCCAGAAGGACUACAGGAAGGACGUCAGCGUUGGCACAAAAGUUGCCUGCUGGUUCGUCCACAACAAUGGGCAAGGGCUGAUUGACGGCGUCCACAGCAACUACAUUGUCCCCAGCCUGUUCUGAGUGGACAUGCCAGCUCCUACUGAGGCGGCUGGCAGGGCUUGCAUGGCAUCUGGAACAGAGGCACAGAGUGGGGCCUGAUGGAGGGCUGUGACAGUAAAGGCCAAGGAGAAACCGGA